UCCAUCAUGCUGCCUCUUGUAUUGUAUAUAUGCUGACCUGAUCUCAGUGGCUGCUAAUCACCAAGAUCCAUCCAUGGAGCCAAUGCGAGGAAGAGCACAGACGUGGAUGCUCCUAUGGCUUGCCUUCUGCUUGCUAGAGCAUUCGUAUUCCCAGGUGUUCCCGUUCCCCAUCCCCUUCUUUACACCGCCCCACACCAAUCAACAAAACGUUGAUGCUGUAAACAAGCUGUACGUUUCACUUGGCUCGCCGGACCUCCGUGGCUGGGCUGCCACGGGAGGAGACCCCUGCGAGGAGGCGUGGCAAGGGGUGCAGUGCAUCGGUCCCAACAUAACAGCAAUAGAGCUCAGAGGCGUGGGACUGGAGGGGAAGCUGACGGAGGCACUGGGAAAGCUUACUGCCAUCACAAGAUUGGAUCUAUCGUCGAACAAUCUCAAUGGCAAGCUCCCGGAUUCAAUGGCAAUGCUUAAAUCCCUUUCAACACUGCAUGUGCAGAACAACAGGCUAACUGGGACACUUGAUAUGCUACGUGAUCUUCCCCUGAAAGACUUGAAUGUAGAGAACAAUGUUUUCUCAGGAUCAAUCCCAGAGAAGAUGCUCAAUAUCCCAAAAUUUCUAAGAAACGGCAACCAUUUCACUGAUGCACUGAUCCCCAGUUCCUCUCCGCCCACGACGCCGUCUCCUUCUCCAGCUGCACACCCUCAAAUUAAUGUAAUCCCAGAAGUUACUCCACAGGGCACUGCACACGGUUCUGGUCCCCCGAGACACAGCAUGAAGGUCUCCCCAGCUAAGGCUGCUGGAUACAGUGUCCUCGCCGCCGGUUCACUGACCAUCGCAAUUCUCGUGAUCGUGUUGGUCGUGUCAAGAAGGCGGCAGGAGAGGUCCAUUCAUGGAGGGUACCUAAGGGGAUCUGCGAUGAAGGCGCCGAGCUGGAGGAGGGACGCUACUAAGCUUGGUGCAGCUGUCAACUCUGACAAAGAACGAAUCACAGUUGCAGAGGCGAUUGUGGGAAGUCCAGGAAAUCAUACAAGGACAUCGGGUUCAUGGGCUCAUCCAUCUCUGCAGAACAACAGCAUGCCGAGUAUUGUUUCAGGCUACAGUGUUCAGGGAAGUUCAGAAGAAGGCCAAUCUCCGCGGUUUUCUUUCAGGUUCUUCACGGUUGCAUCGCUGCAACAGUGCACCAAUAGCUUCAGCGAUCAGAAUCUCAUGCGCGAAACCCGGUUCGGCAAAAUGUAUCUAGCAGAGCACCCAGAAGGCAAGUUUGCGGUGCUGAACCUUCACGACAUGGCUGUGAAAAUGGCGGUCGGCGCUUUCCUGAAGAAGGUCCAGGCCAUCGCUGGCCUUCGACACCCCAACGUCGAAGAGCUCGUGGGAUGCUGCGUCGAGCAUGGCCAGAGGCUGAUCGUCUACAGACAUUUCAGCGAGAACACACUGGACGACAUGAUUCAUGGCGACACCAACGACGGCUCCGGCGUCAGUUUCCCAUGGGAAUCUCGGAUCGCCGUGGCCCUUGAGGUCGCCAAGGCUCUCGAGUACCUCCACGACGGCGACGGAGGCGAUGUCGCCGUAGUCCACGGUCUUUUCAGGCCGGAGCACUUGCUUGUCGACGCUGAGACAAUGCGGGUGCGCGUGUCCGGGUGCGGCCUAGCCUCAUUUGCGCCGACGCCGCCGUCAGGUAGCACUUCGGAGGACUACUGGCACGACAACAACUACCCGCCGGAAGAAGCGGCGGCGGCCACAGACGAUGUGUACGGCUUUGGGGUGCUGAUGCUGCAGCUCCUGACCGGGCGCAGGCCCUAUGACGGCGCGCGGCCGAGGGAUGAGAGGCGCCUGGUGCCAUGGGCCAGCGCGCGGCUGCACGACCUGAGCACGCUGCGGAGGAUGGCCGACCCGCGGCUUGGGGGGACGCUGACACCGGUGCCGGUCAGGUCCCUGUCGCGAUUCGCGGACAUCAUCAGCAGAUGUGUGCAGCGAGAGGCAGAGUUCAGGCCGGCGAUGGCGGAUGUGGUGCAGGACCUGAGGCGCGCCAUGGAGGAGGCGCGCGCGGUGAGCGACGGUGGAGAGAUGCCUCUAGCGUGGAACUGUUCGCUCUGAUUGACAUCGAAGCCUGUACUAUUCGGAGAAAAGGGGAACUAUUCGCUCGCCUGAACUCGAUAGUUUUCUUGUAACAAUUUGGUAAAGAGGAGGCACUCUUUUCCUUACCAG
This is a messenger RNA of Lolium perenne, 2203 nucleotides long. Its product is annotated as protein STRUBBELIG-RECEPTOR FAMILY 1. The record is from RefSeq and is a predicted model, not a curated record. Gene Ontology annotation, biological process: protein phosphorylation. Gene Ontology annotation, molecular function: ATP binding; protein binding; protein kinase activity. Lineage: Eukaryota; Viridiplantae; Streptophyta; Magnoliopsida; Poales; Poaceae.